AUCCUUGAGGCAGGCCCACAUGGCCGCCGCCCCGACUGGCCCUCGCACUGUGCCUGGAGAGCCCUGGCCCACGACCCUGAGCCUCCUCCUGCUCCUGUUUCUCCUGCCUCCCACCCAGGUUGCAGCCACAGCCCACAGGCACCCUGCCAGUGAGGAGGUCGCCUUUAGCCGUGAUGUGGGUAGGACCCGUCCACGCCCAGCCUGUGGCCAGCGUCCUGUGCAAGGGAAGAUACUGGGAGGCGUGGAUGCCCUUGAGAGAAAGUGGCCGUGGCAGGUCAGUGUGCACUACACAGGUUUCCACAUCUGUGGUGGGUCCAUCGUUGAUGAGUACUGGAUCCUGUCGGCUGCCCACUGCUUUGACAGGAGUACGAACACUGAGGCAUAUGAUAUAUAUGUGGGCCUUGUGGACCUCCUGGUUGCUGGCAAUCACACACAGUGGUUUGAGGUGAAUAGGGUGAUCAUACACCCCACCUACGAAUUGUACCACCCUAUUGGAGGCGACGUUGCUCUGGUGCAGCUGAAAACCCGCAUUGUUUUUUCCGACGCUGUGCUUCCCAUCUGUAUUGCACCCCCAGACUUGACUCUUUCGAACCUUUCUUGCUGGGCUACAGGAUGGGGAUCCAUCUCCCAACAAGGUGACACGUCAAACACGCUGCAGGAGGUACAGUUGCCUCUGGUCCCAUUGCACCUGUGCCGACAGCUCUAUGGACAAACAAGCAUUCAGCCAGACAUGCUGUGUGCCGGAAGCUUCAGGGACAUGAAGACUGCAUGUGAGGGUGAUUCUGGGAGCCCACUUGUCUGUGAAUUCAACCACACCUGGGUGCAAAUUGGAGUAGUGAGCUGGGGGAAGGGUUGCACAUACCCUAUGUUUCCUACAGUUUUUGCCCGAGUCUCCUUUUUCUCAAGAUGGAUUCAGCAUCACAUAGAAAACACACCCGUACCUCUUCAGCCACUCCCUGCCCUCUCCCCUACUCCGGGGGCCAUCAUCAACAUCCUUAUGACCUCACUGGCUGCCCUGUCAAUGCUGUAAGGACCACAGCCUCACCCAGCUUCCUCACAGCUGCAUGCCUCCAUCCCUGCCCAGCUCCAGCCCCUCAAGUCCUCACACACCUGAGCAAAGUGGGGGCCAUCAGCCAAGCUCACACGCAAGGUCCGGAGGGAGACUGCCAAGGGCCACGCCCACCACGGCAGAGGCUGGUCUCACCACAGAAGGCGGCGGUUCAUGGGAGGGCAGAGGACAUUUGCUGAGUGCUCCGGGCACCUAAGAUCUGAGAAGAUAUUAAACAUUUACAAAGUAAGUGUCCCAGAAAUCCUAUAUUUACCUUUCUACACAG
Messenger RNA from Odocoileus virginianus texanus, 1334 nucleotides. Lineage: Eukaryota; Metazoa; Chordata; Mammalia; Artiodactyla; Cervidae. The record is from RefSeq and is a predicted model, not a curated record.